Molecule: messenger RNA, 495 nt
Organism: Cucumis sativus (cucumber)
Lineage: Eukaryota; Viridiplantae; Streptophyta; Magnoliopsida; Cucurbitales; Cucurbitaceae
Product: late embryogenesis abundant protein 2
Exons: 1
Coding region: 69-272 (67 amino acids)
Source: RefSeq, a predicted model, not a curated record
CAUUCAAAACUUUCAUCACUAUUUGAUUUGUAAUAGUCUCUCUCCGGAAGUAAAUAUAUAUAAAAGAUAUGGCGGAUAGUUCCCAAAAGAUGAGCUACCAAGCUGGAGAAGCCAAAGGUCAGGUGGAAGAGAAGGCGAGCAAUCUCAUGGACAACGCAAACAAUGCAGCUCAAUCGGCUAAAGAGACGAUACAGGAGGCAGGCCAACAGGUGAUGGCAAAGGCUCAAGGAGCAGCCGAAGCUAUCAAGGAUGCAACUGGCAUGAACAAAUAAAAGUUUAAGUGCUUGUUUGUUUGGAUUGACUUUCUAAUUUCUAAGUAUUUAGAACCGUCAAUUCAAACACACCUUAAUACUUUAUUUCGUUUUAUGAUUCUUUUUGUUAGUGAGUUGCUUUUUGUCAUAAGAGACUCCCUUUGUGGUGUGUUCGUCUCUGGAAAAUUAUUGUUUGAAGAGUUAAUAGUUCUUUCUCAUUAUAUUUAAUUCUAUAUAUUUAUAA